Messenger RNA from Aphanomyces astaci, 2537 nucleotides. RefSeq lists its product as hypothetical. The coding region runs from base 13 to 2463 and encodes 816 amino acids. Lineage: Eukaryota; Oomycota; Saprolegniomycetes; Saprolegniales; Verrucalvaceae. The record is from RefSeq and is a predicted model, not a curated record. The transcript is spliced from 16 exons. Gene Ontology annotation, cellular component: plasma membrane.
CUCUUGCAUGGCAUGUUCUCGUCGAGUGAAACCCCCGCCAGAAGUGUCGCCGGCCGACGAAGAGUAACUUCGAAACACAUAUAUAAACAGCAUUGCUCAAUUGUCCUCGUCAUGACAAGACGCAUCCUGUCAAACACCACCGCCCUUGGCUUUGUCAUCGCCAUCGUGGCCUCCACGACUGCCGCUGUCGACAAAAACUGGCUCACGCACUUUUACGGUCGUGUAAAGGCCGACUCGUACGAGUACUUCGUCGUCGACGUGCCGCGCGGCGUCUUUGCCGUGGACGUGUCCAUGGUCCUCAGCGAGCUCGGCGCCCGAACGCCGCCGACAUUGUUCCUCCAGAAGGAUGCGUUCGCCACGGAAUCGUCCUAUGACGUGGCGCUCAAUACGACUCGCAAAUCGCCAUACAUUUCGGCGACGUUGACCAACCUGAAGCACGGACGGUAUUAUGCGACAGUGUGGGGGGGCAACAUGCCUGGCACAGUCACGACGUUUGGCGUGGGUCCAUCUACGAAUAUGUGGUGGUACCUCGACUUUACCUUUCGUGCGUGCCAGCACGUCGACAUGCUCGGUCCAGCGUGUACCACAGCGCCAGUGGCACUACCAAGCCGCCAACAACAUGGAUACAGCGGCAGCAACGACGCAGACGGCCGCGGAUGUAUCGACUCGACGCCCGCGCUGUUUUCGUUCGAGUUGGCCCAACCGGCCGCCUCGUUGGACGUGACAUUGAGCAUCCAAGAUCCGUCGAUACUGGUGGCAUGGGCGUUGUAUCUGGACACGGCCACGCCGUUUCCAAGUGAUGCAUUGCCUGUCCGGAACGGGACGUCUGCUACGCGUUCGUUUCACAUCCCCCGGCCGCAAUCAGGCAAAUGGAUGGUGCGCGUGGCCCUACCACAACCUGAGGAGACGAUUGGCAAGUGCAAUCCCAACAUCGAUCAAGCCACUGGGGGCAUUCCAUUUAAAGUCUCGUGGAGCACCACCGAGACCUGCGAUCCGUUGGACGGGGACUUGUGCGCAGCUUCGUGGACUCCGUUGAACCAGCUCCGCAACGCAGCCAACCCACUGGACGAUUAUGUCGUCGACGCUUCGUUUAGCUCGAACCAGCCGUUGAAACCAUCGAUGAACGUAUCGAAUGUCGUGGUGGCGUACGACGUCCAAGUCGAGCCCGUGUAUGCUGGCACCAACGUCGUACUGCACAUGGCGACGACUGCUUUGGUGUCGAAUUUCUCCGUGUUCAUUCGAGUCAAUGGAUGGCCCACACUCACGGAAUACGACUACACGUACAAUGCAUCGCAAGCGAGUCGCAUCGGUGGCGUGGGCAGCCAGUCGGAUCCGAUCAACCCGUCCGUGGUGGCGUUCGACGCGUUGAAACAGGAAGCCACUUCGUCGGGGGGGACUCAAUUCCUCGAGUUCCCGCCCAUAGUAUUUCCCAAAAUUGGCCACUGGUACAUUGUUGUGCGGCCUGAUACGACUGUAGCCACCGCCAACAACAAGAACGAGUGGGGUGUGGCGUUGCAGUUGCAGACAAACGCGUGUCCACCACACAACGUGUGCAGCAAUCACGGCACUUGUGUCGUCAAGAAUUCGUACCAAGGCAUGGUAUAUGGAGAAUGCCAGUGCGCGUAUGGGUAUGGCGGUCGAGACUGCAGUGUCUUGGUGCACACCGACGCUCAACGAACGGGACGAACGUGGUUGUUGUUGCUGUCGAACGCAGCCAUUUUACCGGCGGCGAUCUUGUCGUGGACGCGCAAGUUGUACGUGGAAGCGGUCUUGUUUGCUGGGCUGGGCGUGAUUUCGGGGGUGUACCACGCGUGCGACUUGAACUUGUACUGCAUGUUUCCGUAUGCGUUUUUGCAGUCGAUGGAUUUUACGUUCACGUUUAACGCGAUCAUGCUGGGGUUUAUCCACUUGUCUGGCGCGUUCAAGCAUGUCAAGGCUGGCAUGCAAGUGUUUGUGCUCGUGGCCCUUGUGUUUAUGACUACGUACAACGCCACGUCGAUGAAGAACUGGGUCGCCCUUGGGGGAGUCAUAAUCGUGCAAUUCGUGGCCACGUGGAGCUACUACUUGACGUUGGCCAAGCACCGCCUGCACACGUCCAUGUUUGAGACGUUGAAACGCUUCGUGUUUUACAGCGACAACUUUGACUUUCGGUUCUUGUUGCUCGGCGUUGCCUUGUGGGGGUCGGCCUUUGGCUGUUUCUUCACUGAAUCGGGCAACUCGUACUGGUUGAUCCACUCGAUUUGGCACUUUACAGCCAUGUUGGCUGCGUUUGCAUUCAUGGGCCUUCGCAAGAAUAUUCGAUACCGUUGCGUUGGUGAAGACGGAGUCGAUGUCUUGAGCCAUGAAGCCACCGAAUCCGCUCGGCUCGACAAGCCAGCUUUCACCACAACCAACGUCGUUCUCAUGAGCGAACACGAUAUGGAAGCUGCCCCUGGCACCACCCAAACAUGCACGUCGACCUGAUGUGGCCUGCGUUGCAAUGUGUCCAUCUAAACAUGAAGAUAAGCUAACGUUACUUGGUCAAAAGCUUACCGGGA